AUCUGAGAAGGUGCCAGUCACUGACCAGACUACAAGCAGUUACAUUCGAAGAGGACGUGUACCUCGCGAUACAUUUUCGACUUGGUUCUGUGUGUUGUUUUUUUUUCCCUUAAAUUUAAUUAAGUUACCUUGUUCGGUGAAGUGAUAUUACUUUUUUUUUCUGCAAGGAACCAUGUGACCCGGAAAAGAGGAAAACAAGAUUCAUCAAAUUGAUCGUCGGGACCCAGCCGACUGUAAAUGGAAUCCACUGACCUUAACGAAAUUACAGAGGAUACUGAUGAUCAUACCAAGCUAAUCGAUUUAUCACUAGAUCGUUAAUUUAAUCUCAUAAAAAUUGACAAUUUAAUCACUAAUUCCUAGUGAUUUAUUUACUGAUAACUAAUGUCAUAAUCAGCAAUAAUCAAUGUCAUAAUUAAUGACCGAUUACAUAAUUAAUAAUCAAUGUAAAAAUUAGUAAUAACUAAUUAUUAGAGGGAAAAAAAAAGAAUUAAUGAUCAUAUCCAGUGAUAUGAUUAAAAGAAAUAGUACUUAAUAGAUAAUGAAAGUUAAAAGUAAUUAAUAAUAAAUAAAAAUGGAGGACCAACCUGCCAUGGGUCUUGAUUCAACAGUCAGAAGUCAAGAUUCCAGCAAUUCAAAAGACUCGAAAGUGUCAAAAUUGUCCAAAGAGACAAAUAUUUCACGAAUAUCAAAAGACUCAAAGGCUGAGUCAAAGCAUUCAAAGGAUGUUCUUAUAUCAGCAAAACAUAAACAUCAACAUUCGCCACAGCAUCUACAGGAGCAAGAGCCGAGGCAGCAUAGAACACAAGUCAAGGACGACACCAACAUUCUUAUGUUCACAUCCUGUGGACAAUUACUUCUCGGAGUCGUCCUAGUCGUAUUUGGAAUCCUAGUCUUAGUUCAUGGAGCCGCAUUGGGUGGCACGGGAGCUGGUCUUUGGGCGGGUGCAAGUGCUCUAGUUUCCGGGGCAUUAGGAGUGGUUGCAACCCUUGCAAGUAAAUCAAGCUCUGGAUUUUCAACGGCCCAUCUCGCAUCGAGUUUAGUGGCUUUGGCAUUGUCAAACAUGUCCGCGAUAACAGCACUCGCUUCAAUAGUCAGAGAUUCGCAGAGGUCAGAAUUUACUCUGCUCGCUGUUCCAGGUGAAGAAGAUCACGUAGUGGAAUUCGAGGAUGGUUGGUCCCGACUUCUGGCAAGUAUUGGUCUGCUGAUUGCCAGUGUUGCUGAUCUUUUGGUAUCCGGAUACAUUUGCGUGACCCUGACUCCCAAGCUCUGUGGCUGUCUCAAGUCCAAUCCCGAUGAUGAGACCGAUGGACGGCUCAAGACCCGUAACAUGGUUCACCAAUGGGUAAUCGCACAAAACCACGUGCCCAAGAGCCAUCAGCCGAUCUACGUGGUGCAGUCGGUGAUGCCAAUGCACCCUAUAAUUCAGCAUCCUUAUGGAAUGCAUCCACCGCCUGGGAAAUAUCCCACAGGGUUUAUGCCAGCCGGAACUCUUCCUCUAGCAGCUCCUGGUUAUGGAGCCAUGCCCAUCGUUCCACACAUGGGCUAUCCAAGUCGACCUCCAUCACAAAUGAUGAGACCAAGGACCAAACGGUACUCCUCAGAGGAAGAAGAUGGAACAGAGCGUCGUCGUCACAGCGAAAAUAAAAGUGAAUCCUCGAAAAAAAUGACAUCAAUUGGCGAAGAUCAAAUUGAUUUAUCACAAACGUAUACCGGAUUAGAUAAAAGAAUUUCCGAGGAAUUUAUAUCCAUUGCAAUGGAUCCGUCAAGCCAUCACGGAAGUGAAAUCGUUUCCAGCGCUGUUAAUAUUAAUAACAACAUACAAUGAAUUAAUCAACUUGACUUUUAUGUAAAGAAAUAAACUUACCAUCGAAAAUUA
Leptopilina boulardi is the source of this 1876-nucleotide messenger RNA. RefSeq lists its product as uncharacterized. The transcript is spliced from 6 exons. Lineage: Eukaryota; Metazoa; Arthropoda; Insecta; Hymenoptera; Figitidae. Bases 572 to 1825 code for a protein of 417 amino acids. The record is from RefSeq and is a predicted model, not a curated record.